Molecule: messenger RNA, 2881 nt
Organism: Grus americana (Whooping crane)
Lineage: Eukaryota; Metazoa; Chordata; Aves; Gruiformes; Gruidae
Gene: CHADL
Product: chondroadherin like
Exons: 5
Coding region: 119-2332 (737 amino acids)
Cellular component (GO): plasma membrane
Molecular function (GO): protein binding
Source: RefSeq, a predicted model, not a curated record
ACCGGUGCAGGAGCUCAGCAGCCGCUGGACGGAGCGUGGUGAGGGAGAACUGACUUUCCUCUCUUUCUUUGCCGCUUCUUGAGGUCCAGGUACCCCCAGCCCCCGGGUGCCCUCCGCCAUGAGGCUGUCCUGGGGGCUCCUCCUGCUUGUGGUGGCCCUAGCACUGGGGGGGACAGCUGCUGCCCGCUGCCCCACACCUUGUGUCUGUGACAAUCUCCAAUCCCAUGUUCUCUGCCUCAACGGGAACCUGACAGCCAUCCCCAGCACCAUCCCACAGCUCACCAAAAAACUGGACCUUCGGGGCAACAGCUUCACGGUCAUCCCAGUGGGAGCCUUCCUUGCCACCCCAUAUCUGACACACUUGGACCUGCAGCGCUGCAAGGUGGAGAGGCUAGAGGAAGGGGCUUUCCGGGGGCUGGGGAGGCUGGUCUACCUCAACUUGGCCUGCAACAGCAUAGCCCUCCUCUACCAGGAGUCCCUGGAUGGACUGUCCUCCCUCGAGCAGCUCAUCCUGAAGGGGAACCGCAUCGAGGAGAUCCAGUUGGGUGCUUUUGGCCAUCUGGGGUCCCUCACUGUCCUUGACCUGAGGGCAAACGCCUUGGUCUACCUCCCAGACAUGGUGUUCCAGGGUCUUCAGGUCCUCAGGUGGCUCCGGCUGUCCCACAACGCCCUCCAUGUCCUGGACAGCGAGGCCUUUGCCGCCCUGCCCACCCUGCGCAGGCUGAGCCUGGACCACAAUGAGCUGCAGGCACUGCCUGGUGAGGCUCUGGCCAGGCUGGAUGGGGUUUCCCGGCUGGACCUGGGCCACAACCCCAUCACCUACGUGGCUGAGGAGGCCCUGGCCAUGGCCUCCCUAAAGCACCUCUUCCUGGACCACGCUGCCGUCCAGGAUGUGGCGCCUGAUGCCUUCGCCCACAGCCCCCAGCUGCACACACUGGACCUCCGUGAAAACCAGCUGCAGGGGCUGCCGCCCCUGGCCGGGGCUGGGGGGCUGGCGAGGGUCAGCCUGGCCGGGAACCCCCUGCUCUGCUCCUGCCUCCUGCGCCCCUUCCACAACUGGCUGGCAAGGGCACGGGUGCAGGUGGAGGGGGCCUGCGCCGCACCCCCAGCCCUCCGUGGCCGGCCCCUUGACUCCCUGAGGCCUCCCGAGUUGAGAUGUGGCCGCGCCCAGCUGCUCCCCAGCCCCUCCGUGCCCUCAGAGCAGCCAAAGACGGCCAGCAGCGGGCAGUGCCCCCAGAGGUGUGCCUGCUCCCCUGAUUUCCGGCAUGGAUCCUGCAAGAACAGGGACCUGCGUGAAAUCCCCCGGGGCUUCCCCAAGGACACCCACCUCCUCGACCUGCGCCAAAACACCUUCGGGAUGGUGCCACCAGGUGCCUUCCCCAACCUGAAGGAGCUGGUGUCCCUUCACCUGCAGAGCUGCAGCAUUGGGGCGCUGCACCCUGGGGCGCUGCGGGGGCUGGACAGCCUGGUCUACCUCUACCUCACUGACAACCACCUCUCCACCUUGGCAGCCACCGCCUUUGAGGGGGCCCCACGGCUGGCCUACCUCGACCUGGACCACAAUGCCUUCACCCGCCUGCCUGUGGGUGCCUUCCAGCUCCUGCCCAACCUCAUCUCCCUCCACCUGCAGCACAAUGCCAUCAGGGAGCUGGCGGAGGGUGACCUGGCUGGGAUGGGGGGGCUGCGCUGGCUCUACCUCGCUGGGAACGCCAUUGGGCAUAUUGCCUCCGCCGCCCUGGCUCCCGCCAAGAUGCUGGAGAAGCUGCAUCUGGAGGGAAACCGCCUGGCAGAGGUGCCCACAGCAGCCCUGCGGGGCCUGCCCGCCCUGAGUGAGCUGAAGCUGUCCCGAAACCCCAUCAAGCACGUGGGGGACAGUGCCUUCCUGCCGGUGGCCUCCAGCCUGCAGCACCUCUACCUGGACAACAUGCGCCUGGAGCAGAUUUCUCCCGGUGCCUUCGCUGGCCUCGGUCCCAAGAUCAGAAGCCUCUACCUGGAGAGCAACAAAAUGAGCAACAUCCCCGACAUGAGCAACUUCACAGGGCUGGAGAUCCUCAACGUGAGGGAUGUGCCUUUCCACUGCGACUGCCAGCUCCUUCCCCUGCGCAGGUGGAUCGACAAACUCAACCUCCGCGUAGGAGCCACCUGUGGGUCCCCUGCAGAGGCCCGGGGGGUGAAGGUGAAGCUUUCCACUGCUUUCCAAACCUGCUCUGGCUGGGGCCGAGGCGAGGCUGGGGGAGCCAGUCCUGACAAGGCCACGGCUGCAAGCAAGCCCCGCAAGAAAAAGAGAUCAGGAAAAUCACCACACAGAGGCCUCAAGAAGAGCAGAGCUUAGGAACGGUGUGCAGGACACAACAGGGCCAUACCUACAGUCUGGUGAGAGCAGUUUUUCUAGGCUUGUCCCCACUGCAGUGACAUGGAUAUUGCACAAGGUGCAAAGGCGAGAGCCUGGUGCCACCAGAGUGAUGCAGCUUUGCCAAAGGUGCAGGGUUUGGUUUUGCAGGACACAGCAGCACAUUACCCUGGAAAGAACUGGUGCAAAAAGCUUCUGUAGUGUUUGCAACAUGCUUUGAUGACUCGAACAAAGCCAAAUACUCACUUUUUCUUCCCAAGGCUCCUUCCAGCUGUGCGGAAAAGCUGGAAUCCACAAGUUUCUUUUUGUUUUUAAGAGUACUGUGCUUUCACAGCUUCAGAAAGAAGCCCUGAGUGGGACUGCAAACAGCACCAAUGCAAGACCCUGCACUGGCUCAAGCAGAAUUAUCAUUGGUGAAAACAGCGCCUGAAUUCCCAGCAGCUCUUCAGAAUUAAAACAUAAGCAGAUGAAAACGUUUUUAUUUCCUGUAAAAUCUGAUCAGUAGUUCAAUUGGUGGACUGGGAUCACUGA